This is a messenger RNA of Argiope bruennichi, 4553 nucleotides long. RefSeq names its product receptor expression-enhancing protein 1-like. Lineage: Eukaryota; Metazoa; Arthropoda; Arachnida; Araneae; Araneidae. The coding region runs from base 124 to 939 and encodes 271 amino acids. The transcript has 9 exons. Gene Ontology annotation, cellular component: cytoplasmic microtubule; endoplasmic reticulum membrane; endoplasmic reticulum tubular network. The record is from RefSeq and is a predicted model, not a curated record. Gene Ontology annotation, molecular function: microtubule binding. Gene Ontology annotation, biological process: endoplasmic reticulum tubular network organization.
AAAGUGGAUAUGUAUCAUCGACUGAACUGAAAACACAACACAGGGCAAAACUGAAACAUCGACUAAUCGACUUACAUGUUGUCCGAGAAUCUGAAUGUUUUCUAUUAAAACAAAAUUAAAUAAAUGGCAUCUGCGAUAGUUUCUAGGCUUGUCAUUUUGAUAUUUGGUACUCUUUAUCCGGCAUAUGCAUCUUAUAAAGCUGUUAAAACAAAAAAUGUGAAAGAAUAUGUAAAAUGGAUGAUGUAUUGGAUUAUAUUUGCCCUCUUCACAUCUGUAGAAACUUUUGCAGACAUCCUAGUAUCAUUUUGGCUUCCGUUUUAUUAUGAGAUGAAAAUACUAUUUGUAUUAUGGCUAUUAUCACCUGCAACAAGAGGAUCAAGUGUUAUGUACAGACGUUUUGUGCAUCCUCAAUUGACUAAACAUGAAAAAGAAAUCGAUGAUUACAUUGCUAAAGCUCGAGAUCAAGGUUAUAACACUGUUCUUCAGUUAGGAUCUAAAGGCUUGAGCUAUGCAACUGCAGUUGUGAUGCAAACAGCUUUAAAGGGUCAAGAAACUUUGGUCCAGCAUUUACGCAAGAGUUACAGCAUGAGUGAUUUAGUUGAAGAUGACGGCACAUCUCAGCAUUUCGCAACUUCUGCUUCAGCUACUAAUAGUUUAGAUGAAACUGACAGUGGCUCUGAUGAACGGCACAAACCUUUGCGCCACCGUUGGUUAUCAGAAGGUAUCUUGGCUGAGGAUGAAAAAUUGCCUAAAGUGCAACCUCAAGCAUUAAGCUCUUCUCAAGUUGCAGUAACAAGCAGAAGAAGUCGUAUUGUUAAAGGUAUCAAAGGAGCUCAGACAAAGAAAGUUCUUUCCAAACAAGGUUCUUAUGAAGAAGUUUCUGGUUAUGCUACACUUCCACGAACUAGCAAAUCAAAAACUCGAAGAAAGCCUUUAUGAUGUGUUCCUAUCCUAUUUUCAUAUAUUAUUUCAUGACACCAUUAUGCCUUAUUGUUUUCAGGUUAUUAUGACAAUUCUGCUUCACUCCUGCUUGUGUAGAGAUUUGUUUUUUGUAGGCUUUCUUUAGUUUUGUAAAUUGGCAGGGAUGAACCCUGAUUUUUGGUGUGUGAUAUUAAUGUUAUAAUUUGACCAACUUCUUGUUUUCGAAGCUGCAAAGUUUUUAAUGAAGCUCCCUUUGUAGUUUUAAGUUAAGCGAGCCUUUGUAAAAUUGCAUAAGGUGAAAGAAAAUGAUCUUUCAAGAGCUUUUUUAGCCCUUUGCAACUAAUAGAAAUAACCAUUGUCUUCCUUUGUUUUAUGAUUUAUUAAUAGGCUCAUUUUUUCGCUAGGUAUGUUGUUUGAAAAAUAACUUAAAUUAAUUGAUCUCAUUAAAUGGCAAUUUACUUAGAAAAAGUUAUAAUUCAAAUUUUUUAUCGGUUCUUCAACUUUUUUCGUUGUAAAUUGAUAGCUGUAAUUUUAAAAUUUCUGAUUAUUUAGAUAGGUGUCUUUUUGAAUUCUUUUAAUUUCAAAAGUGGACGAAAUUAAUUUAAACAUUUAUAUAGAACUCUUCGUUAAAUCGUGUAGUAUUUUUAAGAAAAGAAUUCUAUAAUGUAAUUAGAAGCAAAAGUAGUUAAUUAUUUCUUUAUUCGUAUAAGACGUUUUCUUAAACAUACAUGUACGUAAAUUAAUGUAAUUAGUUAUUUAAGAAAUAAUUAUUUCCUGUGGAAUAUUUCAUGUUCUAGUCUAAGUUUCCUCAUCUUAUGAGGUUUCAUAUAUUUUAACUAUGAGCUAUUGAUUAAAAUUUUUGGUUGUUGGAAAAGGCAAACUGUGUUUGGUAUGUGUAUGUAUAUUGGAUAAAAUUUUGAUUUUAAUGACUAAUAUCCUCUGAAAAGAAGUGCACAUUUUUUUUCUAAAUUUCUAUUCGAUGAUUAUAGUUUUUAACUUUCAUAUCAAAAUUUUUCUUUUAUCUGUUACAUUUACUUCUGUAUUGUUUUUCAUGAAUUUUUUUCAUGUAAGCGAUACUCAGGGACUUUUUUUUAUAUAUAUAAAUAAAUAAUUUUAAGUGCAGGAAAUUUUUGUAUUCGGAACUUAUGAAACCAGUAAUAAAUUUAUUCUGUGCAUAAAUUAAAUAUAUGCUGAAGAGUGUUCUUCCUUUAAACCAAAUUAAUUUAAAGUGUAAUUUGAAUUUGUAGAGUAUUAAUGUUUCAUGCUGCAAAAGUAAUAGUAUUUCUUGUUAUCCAGAUAAUCAAAACUUGCACAAUAUUUAAGUUGACUAUUAACAAAGAAUUCUUUACGUUUUGAGUUUUCUGAGGAUAUCGUUGAGUGUUGUGCCAUGCCUUUAAUAUACAGUAAUUACCUCUUAUUGUGAUCACUUUGAGACCUAGAAAGGAGUUUUGGUAAUAUUAACCAUUUGAUUACAGUAACCCAAUGGGGUAUAAUCAGCUACGGAAAGAAAAAAAAAAGAAAAAAACGCUUACCAAAGAACUAUCUAUAAUUGAUUUCAAAUAUAGCAAUUAAAAGUCUUCAAUAAUUAUUGAUUAUUCCUUCGCAUUUCACUUAUGUUGUUCUUAGCGUAUUGUUUGUUUAAAUUUCCUGAGUGAUUCUACGCAUUUCAAAAUAGCAAUUUUUUUACUCACUUCAGCAUAUUCGUUCCCUGUCAAUAUCAUCAACGUUUAUUGCUUGGUCAUAAAAUUCUCGCGAAUUUUCAGAACUUUAAAAAGGACAGUCAUUGACGUUUUUAACUGCUUCACACCGUUAUAUUAACUCAUUUUAAAUUAGCCUUCAUAUCUAUUAAGAAUUCCAAUUUUGUCUAACAUUCAAAUCAGUUUUCUUAUACAUACAUUGCAUUAUCUUAAUUCAGUUGCUGGAAAUAGUGUAUAGUUGUUCAACGGAUUUCUACCAGUCGUGGUAUCUUAGUUACCACUAGUACUCCUUCAAACCAGUUCAGAUCGUUCUGCUCCAGACAAAAGAAUUUGAAACUCAUCCUUAAGAAAAAUGACGGAGAUGUUUCCUUGUAAAUGGAGCAAGAAUUUCCACUAAUGUCUGUUGCAGGUUGAAAAUAAAGAAUCUGUCAUUCUGUAAUCAGAAAUUGGUAAUAUUAAACAUACUAAACGAUUAUAUUUAACUACAUUUGAAUACGUCGUUUUAGAGCGACAGGAAUAUUAUAACAUAAAGUGAAUGAUAACAUUUAAUCAAGAUCACACUAAGCGGCUUUCACUGUACUGUAUUAUUAUCCAUUUAUGUGAUAAUACCUAUGUAAUGUUUGCUUCAGCAAAGAUUACUAAAUUUCCUUUAUCUCGCCUUUUAUUAAUGUAAUUAUUUUCAAAAUUUACCUCUAGCCUAUGUAAAACUUAAAAUGGUCGCUUUUGUCUCGAAUUGAAAAUACAUUAUAUUAUUUAAAUUUGUUUGUCUGUGUCACAUAGCUCAUACUCUCAAUAGAAACUUCCCAGUUUUUAUUUGCUUUUAAAACAUUAAUAUUCAUGUAUAUAUAUAGUUAAAUUAUAAGUAAAUGUUUCAAUGAGACUUGUCAACUUUCGUGAAAAAAUAAAUAAAUAAAUUUUGUCGUUUAAAUGAAACUUGUUUUUAUUUAAUUUCCGAGCUGUAAAGACAUUACGGUUUCAAAAAAUGCUGUUGAUUUAUAGCUAAAUUGAAACUAAAUUUUAACAAAAUCAGAUUUGCAAAAGCAUUUUAUAUCUUUUCUCUUGAUAAGUAAGUUUGUCUUUUUAUGUAUGAAAUAUCAUUCCCGAUUUUGAAAAAUAUUAGUACCAUACGUUUUGUUAGCUGUGAAAACCCUGACUACACUUUUUUGAUGAAAUUGUGUAAGAAGAUUACUCUUCCUUUUUUUCUAUCAGAAGAAUAAAAACUUCAAGAAAUUUAAACAAUUGGUGUAAAAGUUGAUGACAGGAAAAUAACAUUUCAUAAUGGUAAACUAACAAUGAAUGAUUGAAGUGUUCAUUCAGUUUAAGACUAAUCAAGUUUUAUGACUAAUGGUAAUUUAUUUUACUUUAUUCCUUUAUAAGCAUUGCAUUUAUGAGCUAUGAAAUGCAUAUUGCAUUCCCUUCAUUUCUUUUUAUUUCGACUUAUUAAAAAUAUGUAAUAUAGAAAAUUAAUUUAAUUUUUGACUUUAUUUAAAAAUUAUUUUUCCAAAAGUGAUAUAUUUAUUCUCGUGUACAUUAAAUAAUUUGGUCUCGAGUAUGAGCUAUGUUAGAUCUGCUUUUUCGUCAAGGAUUUUUUUAUGAAUCUGGUUUAAAAAACUUUAUUUUAUAUAUGUUUUUUAGAAAAUAACUUCACAGGAAACUUAUCCUCCUCCUCUGUUCCAUUGUAUUGUAUGUAUUCUUUUAUCUGAAUGUGUCGUAUGUUGUCCUCUUAUGUUACCUGGGGACUUUUUUAAAAUGUUUUGUCUUUGUUUGAUUUUAAAAUCGUGUGGAUUCUGAGGGAUUUUUCCGUUAUUUUGUAUUUAAUUAAUUUUCUUUGUUUGAUAGAAUGCGAAUAAAUCAGUGUAUGUUCUACUGGAAUUAAUAAAGGGACUAAAAGAGGGAAAAUUUCAUUAUAAAUAUUACCUUUAUUAUGAUUUUUUU